Messenger RNA from Dichotomopilus funicola, 2115 nucleotides. RefSeq lists its product as uncharacterized. The transcript has 2 exons. Bases 1 to 2115 code for a protein of 704 amino acids. The record is from RefSeq and is a predicted model, not a curated record. NCBI's taxonomy places the organism in Eukaryota, Fungi, Ascomycota, Sordariomycetes, Sordariales, Chaetomiaceae.
AUGGAAUUGACAUCGCCCCUCACCACGCUCGGUAGCAUUUCCACGCCCGAAUCGUUUUACACGGCCCACGACUCGGCUGCCGAUGAUACAACACUGAGCAGCCCUGUGGAAGAUGUCCUAUUCUGGGAGGAACCAACGUAUCGCCCUGCUGUCCAACUGCCACGCGAGCUGAGGCAGCAUUGCCAGAUCCAUCUGGAGGAAGAACUCUACGCUGCCGCAAUCCACAUCCUGUCCGGCCUCAUCGCCGAUGGCAGUACCACCUCGUCUCAUCAACGCUCACGCUUCCCACCCCCAAAACAAAAACCGAGACCUGUCCUCGUCGCGCCUCCCUCUCAACUCGCCCUCCUCGCAACCCUCAUCAUCCACCCCUCCUUCACCUCCCGACCCCCAGAACUCACCCAUCUCCACGCAGCCUCACAAGCGUUUUACUACCUCCGCGGUCUACUCGCCACAGUCGGGCCCAUCAACGCCAACCUCAGCGCCGCAUUCAGCUUUUCCAACUCCAACUUUGGCAGAUCGACCACGACGACAACCACCACCAGAUCUCACAGCAACCGACGACCAACUCUCUACCCACCCCCCGCCCCACGAAAAAGCACGGGAAAUGCAGACGGGGGCAACGACUCCGACGACUCGCUAAGCUCUGACACCACUGCGCCUGGGCGGAAAAACGGUCCACUAGCCCCUGCACACCUGCUGUUUCGCCGCGCACCCGACUUCUGGGCCGUUUUGGGAUGGACGUUCCGGUGUGCCGCGGAGGCGGGGCAACAUCCACGCUGGCGUUACUGGAGUGUGUGGCUGGAUAUGAUGGUGGAGGCGCUGGAAGCGGACUGGGAUGGGAGGGUCACGCUUCAGAAUGAGGGGGGUGGGAAGAUGCAGGAAGAGAGUUCUUCGUCCAAGUCGGUGUUGCGGCAGGCGUUGAUUGUGCAGUAUGUGGAGGACCUGCAAAGGGAGAGGCGGAACUGUUUGCGGGAGGUGUUGAAGGCCGUCUUUGCUUUCAGUGAUCCCGAGAAUGGCGUGUCGGAUCGGGCUUUGUUUCGGGAGGUGUUUGAGCGGGAGACAGUCGUGAGGAAGGAGGGCGCGCAGAGCAAGCGGAAACGGGAACAGGAGGCGGUCGUGGAUUUGGAGAAUGACCAGUUCGGGGACUACCUAGACGGGGACGAUUUCGAGUUCGACGACGAAGACGACGAAGCGGGAACCGCCCCAGCAGCUCCCAGACGAGAGAGGCGGCCAGGCCGGAAACCCAAAGCCGCCAGCGCAGCAUCAUCAGCCGCCUUCACGCUCACCGACGAACUCGCCGAAACCGUGCCCUUCCGCCUGCGCAUCUUCCGCCUCCUCUCCGCCGUGUCAGACGCCUUCCCCGACACCUUGGCCUCGGUCGGCGAGCUCUACGAGGGCUUCACCGACCAGGUCCGUUCCCUCCCACUGCCCAUGUUCCGCCUCUUUGUCGAUCGGAUCGCCCGCGGCGUCGGCGGCAGUGGCGCCGCAGACAACCUCCUCAUGGCCGAGUGUGUCCAGGUAUCGUUUCUGCGCAUGCUCAUCGAGGACCUUCUCCCUGCGACACCACCACCGCCAGCAGCACCAGCGGCAUCAGCAAAACAAACCCGCCGGAGUACUUCAGCCAGGCGCCAAUCAGCCCGGAACCAGAAUCAGAACCAAACCCAAGCCCAAACCCAAACCCAAAAACCCCCGAACGAAACCCCAGAAAAUGAUCCUGCUCCUACCAGCAACGAAGAAACAGAAACCGGCAUAACCCUCCCCCUCCUACAAACCCGCUUCCUCCCCUUCGCAGCAAGCAAAGUCACAGCCCAAGACAACGCCAAGCUCUCUCUAGCCCUCGAAGCCAUGAUGACUUUUGUCUUUGCCCAUAUCGAUGUGGCGUACUCGGCUGGCUUGCGUAGGGCGGUGGAGAUGGGGAUUCAAGCUAGGGAGGAGAGGGUUAAUGGCGGUGGGUUGGGGGGUGGUGGAAGGAGGGGGAGAUGGGUUGGUACUGGGGCUGGGGGUACUGCGGGUGGAGGGAGUGCUAUGGAACGGGAGGCUAGGGAGGUUUUGGCACGAUCGGGGAGGAAUUUGAGGUCUUUAGUUGAUGUUAUUGCUGUUAUGUCAGGGAGGUGA